Melitaea cinxia (Glanville fritillary) is the source of this 637-nucleotide messenger RNA. RefSeq names its product acanthoscurrin-1-like. NCBI's taxonomy places the organism in Eukaryota, Metazoa, Arthropoda, Insecta, Lepidoptera, Nymphalidae. The record is from RefSeq and is a predicted model, not a curated record. The transcript is spliced from 4 exons. The coding region runs from base 55 to 504 and encodes 149 amino acids.
CACAGUAUAUGUGUGGCUUGUGAUAGUGAAACUUAUUAAUUCUUAAGUCCCAUCAUGAAACUGUGUGUGCUUCUCACCUUCGUUCUGGCGACUAUUGCCGUGUCUCUCGCUGUGAGUGAAAUUGAUCCGGUCAGUGAGAAUCAACCCCUGCAGGCUGUUCAACCUAUUCAGAACGUCAGACAGAAGAGGUUCCUCUUAGGAGCUCACGCUCUCGGUGCGGGAGCCCUUGGUGCUGGUGUCAUUGGUCUUGGAGCACUUGGUCUCGGCGCUGGUCUGAUUGGUGCUAAGGCUGGGUUGAUCGGAGGCGCCAUCGCUGGUAGCGCCCUCAGAGGAAGGAGCUUUGGUGGUGGCUGGGGAUACGACGGUGGAUACCACGGUGGAUACUACGGAGGAUACCACGGUGGAUACCACGGAGGAUAUGGUGGAUACGCACACGGAUAUCCGUACGCAUACAGGAGCUACUACCCCACUACAUCCUACAUAGUUUCAGACUCCUGGUGCUGAUUUGUGGAAGAACAUUUUAAAUUUUAGUUUUUAUAUAAUGUUUGAAGUGUGCUAGAGAUAGAAAUAGAUGUGAGAUCUCGCGACUGAUACACACAUUAGUUUAUAAGUGAAAUAAAAAAAUAAUAAUUUCAAA